GGCACGAGAAAGCGAGAGAGAGAGAGGGAAAGAGCAGGGAGGGAGGGAAAGGAGAGAGAGAGAGAGAGUGUGCGUGUCUCUGUAUGUGCGCGUGGAUUGCACCACCGCAUCCCGUUCACCGUUUCUGCAGGCGGCCAUGCUCUGAUGGAGAGAAUAAAACUGACAAGCCUUUCUUUUUCCUUAGAUUUACCCACCGCCGUAUCAUUCCAGAUGUGACUGACAAGUCGUUUUAUGUCGCCCGCAUUGAGUCCUGUGCUGUUCACCUCAGAGAGACUGUGACACCAUGGCUUUGGUUAUGGAACCUAUAAGUAAAUGGACACCAAAGCAAGUGCUGGACUGGAUGAAAGGUCUGGACGACUGUCUCCAGCAGUACGUGAAGAGUUUCGAACGGGAGCAAAUGGGGGGAGAACAGCUGCUGCACAUCACCCAUCAGGAGCUGGAGGAGCUGGGUGUCACCAGAAUAGGACAUCAAGAGCUCAUCCUGGAAGCUGUCGACCUCCUCUGUGCUCUGAACUACGGCCUCGAGACAGAGAAUCUCCGGACGUUGUCCCACAAGCUCAAUGCUUCAGCGAAAAACCUCCAGAACUUCAUCCUGGGUCGGCGGAGGGGUGGACACUACGAUGGACGAGCGUCUCGGAGGUUACCCAAUGACUUCCUCACCUCGGUGGUCGAUCUGAUAGGAGCAGCCAAGAACCUGCUAGCCUGGCUGGACAGGUCUCCGUUUGCCAGUGUGACAGAGUAUUCAUUACUGAAGAACAACAUUGUGCAGCUCUGCCUAGAAUUAACAACCAUUGUACAACAGGAUUGCACUGUGUAUGAGACGGAGAAUAAGAUCCUCCAUGUGUGUAAGACCUUAGCGGGGAUAUGUGACCACAUCAUCUCUCUUUCGUCUGACUCUCUGGUCUCUCAGUCCGCCCAUCUGGAGGUGGUCCACCUUACCAGCAUCAUGCCCAGUGAAGGCCUGGGGAUGUAUAUCAAAUCGACGUAUGAUGGACUCCAUGUCAUCACAGGAACCACAGAGAAUUCUCCGGCUGACCUGUGUAAGAAGAUCCAUGCAGGGGACGAGGUGAUCCAAGUCAACCACCAGACAGUGGUGGGCUGGCAGCUGAAGAAUCUGGUCAACGCUCUGAGAGAGGACCCGUGCGGAGUCAUCCUCACGCUGAAGAAAAGGCCCCAGAAUACCCUGAGCUCAACUCCGGCUCUGCUCAGGAACGUCCGCUGGAAACCUCUGGGCCUGCAGCCUGUCCCGACCAGCCCAACCAGCACCUCCCCUACACCCGGUGGGACUUUGGGGAUGUCCAAGAUGGACGCCCCGAGCAUGCAGGACGUUUACAUCCUCUCUCCCGUCUCUGGACUCUACAGCACCAGGGAGGAGAUGGGUCUGAUGUCAUGUGACGACAUCAGCCGCUACAGCGUGAGCUCCCAGUCCGGCUCCAAAGGCUCCGAGGCCGUCAGCUACUACCUGGACCAAGACAGCGGUCAGUUCUUCUCCCUGCUGGAGGGAGACGGACCACCGGGGCCUGACUAUGACAGGGGCCGGAAUACAGGGGUUCGCCGGCGUGACAAGACCCCCACCCAUGGUGAUCUCAGGCCUGUUUCCAUGCCCCCUGAAUAUAACUGGAUGACCGAGCCCAAGGAACCCAGCAUGGGCAAGAGAGGGAGCCGAGAUUCAGACAAUUCCCUGCUGCGUUACCUUAGUGACGACAAGAUCCUGGUGAUAGAGGAGGAGCCCGAGGGUCCUGGCAGGGAGAGCCGGAGGGAUUCCACCAGACGCUCUCGUCGCAAGAGUCGCAAUCCAAGCAGCCCGAGCUUUCCCAUCAGCCCCUCCAUGCUGUCUUCAACCCUGCGCCUAGACCAGCCCCCUGAUGCUUUGCCUCGAGGUGCAGACACGCUGCGAGCUGACACAACAGACAGGUACUCUGGCUCAGGAAGCUCAGGAGGGGCCUCCAUGAGGAAGUCUUUCCAUUACACAUCUCUAAGAACGAAAACCAAAAAGCGAAGUAAAGGUUCCCUCACUAGUGCCAGUCGGAGGAGAAUCUCCUGUAAGGACCUGGGACACGGUGACUGUGAGGGCUGGCUGUGGAAGAAGAAGGAUGCUAAAGGCUACUUCACACAGAAAUGGAGGAAGUACUGGUUCAUCCUCAAAGAGUCCUGCCUCUACUGGUACACCAACCAAAAUGAUGAGAAAGCUGAGGGCUUCAUCAGCCUCCCAGAGUUCAGAAUAGACCGAGCCAUAGAGUGCAGACGGAAAUUUGCCUUCAAAGCCUGUCAUCCCAAAAUCAAGAGCUUCUUCUUCGCCACAGAUUGUCUGGAGGAAAUGAACAGGUGGAUGAAUCGGCUUGGUCUUGCUGCCAUUGGCUACACACCAGAUGACAAAGUGCCACGCCCAGAUGAAGAUUACUGGAGUGAGAGCGAUCAAGACGAAGUCGAUGGUUCGAUGACACUCAAACAGGAGGGACCCUCCUCCCUCUGUGAUACUUAUCACCGCACACCAUCGACUAACUUCCUUCACAGUUAUGACCAGUUGCCCCGCUCAGUCAGCUCCAUGAGCCUCAUGCGCUCCACUCCAUCCCCACGUCCUCCAUCAUUGAGUGCCUCCACUUCCCCCAUCCCUCCACAGAUGGUCUCUUCCACCUCCCCUCUCCCUUUCCAGGUCAACUCCUCCAGCCCCUUCCCGGAGCCCAAGCAUGGCCGACAUUUCUCCAGUGAGUCCACGCACUCUCACUCCUCGGCUGAGGACCAGCGUGGAGACAGCAUGGGCAUGGGUACGGGCACGGGCAGCACCAGCACCCACUCAUCGGGCUGCCGCUCCACCCAUCGUGAGCGGCGCUCCUGGCAGGACCUCAUAGAGACCCCUUUGACCAGCGCAGGGCUACACUUCCUGCAGACAGCACCGGGGGAGAGUGAAUACGGAGGCCUAAUGGGGAGCAUGGCAGGAGACAUGGGGCUGUACGGAGGCUUGGGCAGACAGGGCAUGUCCCCGGAGAGACGCAGGCAGGCCACGCUGCCCGUACGGAGACACCACGCCGCAGAGAGGGACCGGGAACGAGACGGGCCCUUCCCUCUGGAGCGAGGUCCACACACACACAGUCACACACACCGACGCUCCCACAAGCAGCGCAGCCAGAGUCUGCCCAGGAACAGGGACCCGAUGCCAGGAAAGCUGCUACACACCUCAGCUCAUAUGGAGGAGAGGAGUGAGGACGAGGAGGCCGAGAGAGAACAGGCUGUUGAGAUGCUUCAGGGCGAGGAGGUAAAUUUGACUCUUACUGGUCCUCCCCUUGGAGUUUCAGACCUACGGGAGUUGAGAGUGGAGGGCAGAGAAAGGAGGGUGUCAGAGGGAAGGGAGCGGCGGGUGUCAGAGGGCCGCGAGCCGGAGCCCUUGGAUGGGCUAGAGCAGCUUUACCGGGCCCUGGAGCAGGCCAACGUGACAGCCCUGGGAGACCCAAAACCCUGUAGCAGGCAGGACCUCCGGAGAGUUUUCACCCAGAGAGCCAGAGACCCUCUUCUCAACGACAGACUGCAUCGGGUCCGGGCCCUCCGCAGCACCUUGAAGGCCAAAGAAUCAGAGCUGGCAGUGAUCUGUGCCCUUCUGGAGGAUCCUGGCCUGUGCUCCCAGACCUUCAGAGAGUGGAAGCAGUGGCACGGCGAGCUCUACUCAGACAUCUGCCAGCACAGCCCCGGCACCAACGGGCAGGACGACCUCUCCCCGCUGGCUGCACCUCUCAUGACUCACACACACUCCUUCAUUGAGACACAUGUGUGAGGACGAGAGCAGAAGCAAAAACUGAACUGAUACACACAAUCACUCACACACACACACACACACACACACACACACACACACACACACACACACACACACACACACACACACACACACACAAACAUGGAGCUUUACAUUUGCAGAAUCCUCCUGCAGCAUCACGACUCUGAGCACGACCUCACACACACACACACACACACACACACACACACACACACUAACACACGUUGUAAGAUGUGUAAAUAUCAUAGAGGGAACAGUCUGAGACCUGCGUGUAUGAACUUUUGAUAAUCCUGAGGACCCCACAGGGUGCCUAUUGCAUGCCUGAACAGAAAGCAUUAAUCUUCCUUUGUCUAUGGAACUCAGCAUAAACUCAACAUGCUUGUCAAGCAAAAUGGAAAAAGGAGACUUUUUAACAUGUUUGUUCAUUUCUUACUCCUUUGUUUUGCCCUGUUGAUUUCAGGGGGCAGGGGGAGCUAUGUAGCAGCAAUACAGAGGAGAAUCCUUUUCACCACAGCACUGUACUACUUUUGUACUGAUGAACUUUGCACCCAGAGCCAACAGUUCUCCCCCUUUCUCUCUCUGUAUCUUUUUUUUUCUUCUCUCUCUCUUACUGCAUAUCUCAUGUAUUUAAUGGGACCUCACAUGUUUUUUCCAGGCUGAUCUGACGGGACAGUGUGGGGGAACGUUAGGGCGGUGACUUUAAAGUGUAAGACUGUGAAAGGUAGCCAGCGAUACUGGUUUAUCUGUUUUUUGCUGUUCCCCCGGGGAACCAAUGAAAUCAAGUGUUAUUGAAGGAACCACUGUGCUGGCUAGAUGCACACCAUUACAAACUGUGAACUGUUAAAAAAAAAACCAAUUGUAUCUGCAAAGGGAGGCUCCUCUGAUAGCAUGAUUCAUUUGCAUUAUCUCUGCCUCUCUUCCUUUCUUUUCCCCUCUCACUGUUCAUCUCCACCUUCUAUUCUCUUCAUCUCCUCCUUUGUUUACUUUCUCUCUCUCUCUAAUCCUCAAAGACUUGUGUAUAUGUGUAUACUGCUGUGUGUACUGAUGUAAAUGUUUGCGUUCCACUACCACUGUGAUAUGCUUCUAGAGGUAGCGGAGGGAAGACAGAGAGUAUGUAUUUGCGUGGGUGCAAACCUUUUUUUUUGUGUGCGUUUAUCUUUGCUUUGUUUUUAUCUUUUAACAGUGAAUGCAAGAGCUAGAGAGUUCUUUUUCAAUGAAUCACUCACUACAAAGAAUGCACUUUCUAUAUCUCUAUAUCCCAUUGGCUGCAUCACAGGGUCUAUGUCUCAUCGGCCUCUUUACCAUUGCUGUUCAAAAUAUCAGGUAAAAGCAUUUGCCGUCUCAUUUUCUAAAGAUUUGUGUACAGUCUACAAAUAUAUUUAAACAUAGAAGAAUAUAUAAAUCUAUUUACGUUUUGUGUCAUAGAUAUAAUGUAAAGUAUGAUGUAUUCUAUGCCAAGGUUUUGCAGUGUCCCCCUCUUCACUCUGUAGACGCAGGGUGUUUAGCAGUUGAACAACUAGGAGACAAACAAACGACAACCACCAUCUUCGACAGUUGAUUGACAGUUUGACUAUUUCUAGUGGCUAUAUCACAGCUGAUCCUUCUCCUGGUGAUGUGUUGCAUGAGAAAAGGCCUGGGACUGAUUUGAUUGGACAGGGUAAAAUAUUGUGGAUCAUUUGUGUUCUUUUCUUUUCUUCCUCUCAUGAUUGCAAGAUUAGACUUGUAGCGCAUGAUACAUGCAAAACUACUGUUGAGAAAUAUUUUGAUUUAUAUAUGUCCAUCCUUUUUUUUAAUUUCUUAGAUAGUGUUUGAAGACACACACUGUACAAUAACUGAGGUGGUAUUUUUGCUCCUUAGUUACUUGAUCAAAUGCAGAUCCUCCUGCAUGCUACCAGGAGGUUUCAAUUUGAUGUUUUGGUUUACAGAGGCAGACUGACACGAGUCCAAAGGCUUCAGGAAUCUUACCUGAGAGAAAACAGUGCAGGUACUUUUGAAAUGAAAGCUGUUUUGAUAUUCCCUCCAAGCAUAUGGUUGACACUGGGCGGUCAAAGACCUCGACACUAAAUGGUCUGUAAUGUCUGUGAAACUCAGAUGAAUCAUUUCAUCUGCAAUAUCAGGCCAAGGACUCAACGCUGCCCCCCAGUGUCCAAGACAUUAACAGACAUGCGUAGCACCUGCUGCAUUCAGCACUAUCUGUACUUAUUCUUCAUCGUUCUUUUCUGUAGUUCUCUCAGUGUAGGUUCAGGUUUUUUCAUCAUGUCACACAUUGUUGUGAAAUAUCAAACACAGCCCACAGAUAUAGCUCAUGCUUUUUGAAUGCUUAAUUCAAGAGUACCACAAAGAAACUAAAUGAUGCAAGCACUUUCCCUGUGCCUCCCAACCCUCUCUUUGGCAACGAUGGACUGACUAUACGGGCGAUCCUACACACACACAGCUGUAGAAGAGUUCAAAUACAGUGCUAGUCUGCAGUCCUCUCUACGUUUCUCAUCUGUAACGUUGGAUUCUUUUUUUUUCAACCGCUGCUCUGCUGAGCAGGCAACAUACUGUAGAUUAAGGAGUGCGAGUUACAAUUUGUAGGCACAGACUGUGUUAUCCCUCCCAGAUCUUUGUGUGUGUAGACCUGCAGAAACAGGCCGAAAGGGGAGAUUCCACUGUGUGUUCUUUCAGGGGUGUACACCUCAUGGUACAUUGCACAGGUGUGUAAGAUGUAAGUUGCACUGCGACAUUAAAAAAGGAACAUAUUGCUCUUUUUCAAGGAUAAUAUUAGCUUACUGUUAUUCUGUACAUUAAACUGACUAAAGAUGAUAUUAAAAAAGACAGAAAAUGACAUUUAUUCUUCCUAAAGUAGCCUUUUUUGGUUUCAUAUAUAUGAAUAUAUAUUACAAAAAAUACAGAUUGUAAACUUAAGUUGUUAAACUUUGACUUCAAUAAACUGAAUCCUCUGCACUACGA
Messenger RNA from Labrus mixtus (cuckoo wrasse), 6721 nucleotides. RefSeq names its product connector enhancer of kinase suppressor of ras 2. Gene Ontology annotation, cellular component: membrane; cytoplasm. The transcript has 24 exons. Bases 284 to 3766 code for a protein of 1160 amino acids. The record is from RefSeq and is a predicted model, not a curated record. Gene Ontology annotation, biological process: regulation of signal transduction. Gene Ontology annotation, molecular function: protein binding. NCBI's taxonomy places the organism in Eukaryota, Metazoa, Chordata, Actinopteri, Labriformes, Labridae.